Aspergillus tubingensis is the source of this 1503-nucleotide messenger RNA. Its product is annotated as cytochrome P450. Gene Ontology annotation, molecular function: iron ion binding; monooxygenase activity; heme binding. The record is from RefSeq and is a predicted model, not a curated record. The transcript is spliced from 3 exons. NCBI's taxonomy places the organism in Eukaryota, Fungi, Ascomycota, Eurotiomycetes, Eurotiales, Aspergillaceae. Bases 1 to 1503 code for a protein of 500 amino acids.
AUGGCUGUUAACGUUUUGAGUAUAGGUAUUUCCCUGCUCGUGAUUUACCCCAUAAGCCGCAUUAUCUACAAUGUGUUUUUCAGCCCAUUGAGCCAUGUACCCGGUCCAAUUAGUUGGUCUGCCACCCGUUUGCCGUUCAUUAGGGCGCUACUUCGGGGCACAAUUGUCCAUGACUUUGAAAGAUUACAUCGCAAGUAUGGGCCUGUUGUGCGUACCGCCCCGGACGAGGUCAGCUUUGCCAGCGGGGACGCAUGGACAGACAUCUAUGCGAGUCGGCCUGAUGAUCGCCAAUUUCUCAAGGAUCCCCUCUGGUGGCGAAGACAGCCUGGCCAGCCUGAUACUCUUUUGAGUGCGAUUCACCCGGCCAAACAUUCUCGUAUGCGUAAAUUACUCGCUCCGGCCUUCACUCCGCGUGCUUUGAGGGCGCAGGAGGCUCUCCUGCAGAGAUAUGCCUCACUUCUUGUCGACCGGAUCAGAGACCAAGUAUCAGCCGCUGGCACAGAGGGAACAGUGAUUGACAUGGGCCCCUGGUUCAAUUUCACCACUUUCGACAUUUUCGGCGACCUCGGCUUUGGCGAGUCCUUUGAUUGUCUGCAGCACUCACGGUAUCACCCCUGGAUUGCGCUGCUAUUCGGAAGUGUUAAGGCGGCCUCAUUCAUUGCAGCAGCGCGGUAUUACCCCCCGUUAGAAGCGCUACUGAUGAAAUGCAUCCCCCGCUCGCUGCACGAAAAGAGUCAGCGUCAUUAUCGACAGAUUGUGGAUAAGAUCGACCGACGGCUUAGCUGGGAACUUCAGCGGCCGGAUAUCAUGUCUCAUCUAAUCGAUGAGAAUGGCCAAGUGGAAUUACCGCGGGGGGAGCUUAACUCGACCUUUAUGAUCUUGACUACAACGGGCAGUGAAACAACUGCCACGGUGUUGACGGGUAUAUUGGCCUAUCUAGUGAAUGAACCACCGAUAAAGGAGCGCCUCAUCCAGGAGGUCCGCGAAAGGUUCGAAUCGAGUCAAGACAUCAGCCUGUCCGCAGCGGCGGAUCUGUCGUACCUCACUGCAGUGAUCCAGGAGGGUCUCCGACUGUGUCCACCCGUGCCGUGGAUGCUUCCCCGCCAGGUGCCACCGGGAGGAAGCACUGUGUGUGGGACUUGGUUACCAGGCGGAACCUCAGUUUCUCUACAGGCUUACACCCUCAAUCGCGACCCCUCUCGCUUCCAUGCAGCCUCGUCCUUCAUUCCAGACCGAUGGCUUCCGGAUGCGUUGAACAACCCUAACUCACCCUUUUACCACGAUGACCGUCAGGCGGUGCAGCCGUUCAGCAUGGGCCCACGGUCUUGCCUAGGUCAGCACCUGGCGUGGGCAGAGAUGAGGUUGAUCCUCACUAAAUUACUGGUCAGCUUUGAUUUCGAGGCGGUAGAGGGGAAACGCCUGCAAUGGGAAGAAUUGCGGACUUUCUUGUUGGUGGAGAAGCGACCCUUGGAGGUGCGAGUGCGGCUGGCCCCGUCUUUGUAG